AUGAUACCAUCAAAAAAGCAAACUCUCGAUCUCAUAAACGAACAUUUAACAUGCCGUCUAUGUUCGGGUUAUUUAAUCGAUGCUUGGACAAUCAACGAAUGUUUACAUUCAUUUUGUCGUUCAUGUAUAUUCUCAUAUUUUAACGGCAAUGACGAAAAUACAGCAUGUCCUGUAUGUUCAACAGUUCCACAUCCAGCCAAUCCAUUGCUUGGCGUAACAAAAGAUUGUUGGCUACAACAGAUUGUUUAUAAAUUAGUUCCAUCGUUAUUUAAACGUGAAAUGUGUCAAAGACGUACAUAUUACGAUUCGAAUCCCGAUAGUAAAGUGAAACUACUCGAACAAUAUUCCAAAACUCUUCCAUCACAAAUGGGCUGUCGUGAAGAAGAAUUAGGUGAAUUAAGUGAACGUUGUUUAUUUCAACAGAAGAAUAAAUUGAACAAUAAAGAAAAUAUUUAUGUUACAUUAGAAUAUAAUGAAAGUGAUUUAAAAGAUUUUCAAGCCAAAUUACAUUUAUUUUUUAUUGAAUGCUCUUCGAAUAUGCCAAUUAAUAUAUUAAAACAAUAUUUAAAAAAAGUUUUACCUCUAUCAAAACGAACACGUUAUCAAAUCGAUGUAUUAUACGAGCAAAAGGUGCUAUUAGAUAGUUUAACAUUGAAUCAUAUUUAUUCAUGGAAACAAAGUAAACAGCCAAAAUGUAAACAAUUACAUCUAUUCUAUAGAGUUAUUAUUAUUGAACGUGAACAAAAUGAAUCGUUAAUCAAAGUUGAACAAGAAAAUGAUACAACUCUUGAACCUGUUACAAGCAGUAUUUUUAAUCUAGCAACAUCCUUUGAUGACAAUAAUCUUCCUACUAAAGUCUUACCGAAGCCUGCACCUUUUAUACGUGCGACUACUAAUAUUUAUAGUAAUCCAAAUUCGUUUGUUCAUACAACACCUUUCAGUCCAGCUGAAGCAAGAACAAUUAGUUUAAAUAAUUCGAUUACUGAACAAUUUCAUGGCAAUGAAACCAAACAAUUAAUUAAACCAAAAGAAUGUACGCUGCUUGAUUGUAAAACAUUUGCUAUAACAACACCGAUAAAUUAUUCGAUGAAUUCUAUUGGUGACAUUUCGAAAUCGAAAAAAAGACCAAAAAAAUCAAAUUUAAAUGAUCAACCUUUAACAAAAAAGCCGAAACCAGAGAGAAAAAAGAAAAUCAAAGAAGAGAAAACAAUUCGUCCAUUAUUACCAGCGAAUACUUCAAUGAUUCCAUUAAAUUCGUCUCCAUCGGAAAAUGAAAAUCCAAAUGAAAUUGUCGUGCAAAAACAACUUUCCUAUUCGGAAGUUAUUCAAGAAGCUAAUAAACUUUUAGCAGCUGAUGAACCAUCAACGCCAACAAAUAAUUCAUCAUCAUCAUCAUCAUCAAUAUCUUUAGCAAAUCCAGUAACAUCACGUUUAACAAAACCCAUUGCAACAGUUUCACCUCUUCAUACAUCAAAAACAAAUCAAAAUAAAUCCGACGACGAUCAAUUAAUCGAUUUAUCAAAAUCAAAUGUAACAUUAACUGAUGCUCCAUUAAAAUUAGAAACUCAGACUGAGGGAACAAAAAAACGUUCAAGGCGUACAUCUUCUUCAACAACACGAACUAAAAUCUCUCGUCAUUCGCAUAAAUCAACCAGCGACGAAGGAAAUGAUGUAACGAAAUCAUUGAAGAAAACCCAUUCAAAUAUGAAUCCGACUCAAUUUUUACCUCCGCCGCCAGCAACGCAACAACAAAUGUUUCAAAAUUUAUUUCAUUCAUUUCAAAAUCAAGCUAACUAUUGGCCAAUGACUCCAUGGCCUGUACCUCCGUCAUUAGCACUCAUGGCUGAUCCAAGAAAUUAUUAUACGCAACCAUGGUCUCAUCAAUCGUCCGUUGCUCAUGCUCCGAAAGAUCUUAGUUCAGCAAGUUUAAAUGAUUUUAUCGGUGAAACGUCCAAUCCUAAUUUUACUUUACCGCCAGCAUCAGCAUUAUUAAAUUCUGCAUCAAAUUUUUCGCGUACAUCAUCAUCCAGUUCUCUACAUCUUCAUCAUGCAACCAGUCGACAUCGACCGACAACAUUGAAUGGUACAUUGUCUUGA
Messenger RNA from Rotaria socialis, 2097 nucleotides. NCBI's taxonomy places the organism in Eukaryota, Metazoa, Rotifera, Eurotatoria, Philodinida, Philodinidae. The record is from the annotation of a GenBank genome assembly.